Lemur catta (Ring-tailed lemur) is the source of this 4520-nucleotide messenger RNA. RefSeq names its product ribosome binding factor A (gene RBFA). Bases 48 to 968 code for a protein of 306 amino acids. Lineage: Eukaryota; Metazoa; Chordata; Mammalia; Primates; Lemuridae. The record is from RefSeq and is a predicted model, not a curated record. Gene Ontology annotation, biological process: rRNA processing. The transcript is spliced from 6 exons.
GCCGGUCCCCUUUCCUGCUCCUUUUCUCCUGGGUGUCGCGCCGCGGCAUGUGGGCUCCGGCCGGCGGGCUGUUGGGCCCCCGCGCGGGACUCCGGGCGCUGCUGUGCGGCCGCGACGCCGCGCUCCUUCCGGGCCGCGCGCGGGCCCUGCACGGCUCCGCAGUCGCCUGCGGCAGCAAGAACUUGCUCAAGAAGUUCGCCUCUAAGUCCAAAAAAAAGUUUUGGUAUGAAGGUCCUUCCUUGGGGUCUCACUUGACUCACACGCCGUCCAAGCUGGAACUCAUGGUGAAGAGUACUGCAAGGAAAACCAGGAAGGAAGACCACGUGCGCCUGAGGACCCUGAAUGGCCUCCUCUAUAAGGCGCUGACAGAUCUGCUGUGCACCCCUGAAGUGAGUCAGGAGGUCUGCGACCUGCACCUGGAGCUCUCCAAGGUCUCCCUGACUUCAGACUUCUCAGCCUGCCGCGUGUACUGGAAGACAACGCUCUCUGCGGAGCAGAACGCACACGCACGGGCCGUCCUGCAGAGAAGCGCCCCACACAUGAGAUUGACCAGUUACUGGCAGGGGCCGACUUUGGACCCCCAGAUGGAGAGCACGCACCAGACGAUUCCAGGGACCCCGACGCCCCACCGCUGUGUGACACCGCGGAACCGGCCACGCACUCGAGUCUGUGUGGGAUCGAUCACCAGGCGCUCAGCAAGCAGAUCAUGGAGUACAAGAGGAGGAGAGAGGGCAGGCUCGGGGGUGCAGCUGGGCCGGGGCCAGCGGCCGAGCUGGCAAAGCUCAUGGCAAAAGGGAAGAAGAAGGCCAGGCCCCGCGCGGGACAGGACAGCUCCCUCAGGAGUUACCUGGCAGGUGGGGACGACCUGGACGACGGCCGGCCGUGAGGGCCACCCCCAGGGCUCAGAGGAGGAACGGGAGGCCGAGAGAGGAGGCCGCGGAGCAGGGCACAGGCGCCGUGCCGGGUGAUGGGCGCGCGGCAGCUCUGCCUGCCAUGGCUGUGGGGGGCACGUGCCCGCCUGAGCCUGUCAGGGAGCCGUUGGCACGAGGUACAGCCUGUGGCUUCAGACAGUUGGUGGCUUCGUCUGCUCCUCUACCACGUCGACGGUUUAGCUCUUCCAUGUAUGUACACGUGGCUUCCUAUAGAAAGUCAGUGGUUUUUCGUCCAGCACUCUGUGUGUGGUUAAAAAAGCAAACAGCCAGAUUCACAAAUUCUCACAGAAGUUUAAAUAGUAAAAUAGCGUCUCCACCGGCAGAGCUGGCGAGCGGCAGCGAGUUCUGGGCCCGCGGAGCCGGCGCAGCAGGGCGGGCUGAGAGCUGACCCUGCCGGCCCGGCCAGCUCGCCAGGGCUGCUGAGCAGGGCCCAGCACCAGGGGCUUCGUCCGCUGGCGGGUCUUCAGUGUGGCCUUGUGCAGCAGCGUCCCCUCCUGGCUGAGGACACGGCUGAGCAGAGGGUGCGAGGUGGUGGGUGUGGUGGGGCGUCCUGGCUGACCCUGGCCGAGACCGUAGCCCCCGUCAGACCAGCAGCGUGACCAGUUUCCCCUCCACGCCCGGCCGGCCGCUGUGUGUUCCCAGAGUCCGUCCAAACAUCAGGCAGGCCUGGCCUUUGCCUUCUGGGGAGCAUGUGACCGUGACACACAAGCCUCGAGAAGCGUCUGUGUGUUGCGCUGCGUCUUUUGUGUCACCUCCAGUGUGCACUAAAGAAGGUGACGGCUGUCGGCCCCUCCACUGUGAACUCACUUCUUCUCUGUAACUAGUGAGUAUUUCUGGGGAGGUACUUAGAAGUGACGUAAAUGUUUCAUUUUAUUCAGUUGUUUAAUCAGCACAAACUCAGGGUUUCCUGUUUUACUCAAUAGUUAUGUUCAUUUGUUUUGACGUUUAAAUUGUCCCUAAUUUGGCCAGUGGGAGCCUGUAUUAGUUUCCUGUGGCUGCUUGUCCCCCAGCUCUGGAGGCCAGACGUCCGGAUCAAGGCGUGGCAGGGCCGCUCCCUCCAGGGGCUCCAGCGGAGGGUCCCUUCUUGUCUCUCCCAGCACCGGUGGCCUUAAGCAUUUCUCGGGAAUAUAAAAACUAUAUAUGUGUAUUCACAUUUCCUUACUUAAAAGGCAGCAUGUCGUACGCUUUCUGGACCCUGCUGUCCACGCUCAGUGCUGUGUCCUGGGCCUCGGCCCCGUGUCCAGGGAGCUCCCUCGGGCUGCCCCCCGGAGUGGCCUCCUCACACGGGCACCUGUGCUCACUCUCCUCCUCUUUGUUCUGUUAAAUUGUGAAAUACACUGCAUUUCUAUACAUUAUGGAUACAAUAAUACAUAGUACAUAUUGUUUUGUACAGUUUAAAUCAGUUAAGUGAAAAGUACACAUUUAUUCUGUGUCUUAUGAUUAUGUAGUUACCUUUACUGAUGCUCUUUGUGUGGAUUCAGAUCUUCAUCUGGGAUCACUUGCUUUCAGCGUAAAGAGCUGCUUUCGUGUUUUCUUGUAAGGCAGGUUUGCUAACAUUGAAUUCUCUCUGUUUUUGUUUAUCUAGGAAAGUCUUUAUUUUGCCUUUGUCUUUGAAAGUUGGCUUUGCUGUCUAUAGGAUUCUUGGUGGACAGGUUUUUCUCUGGGAGCAUUUCAACGUGUUCUCCCUCCCGGGCUCCCUGGAUUCUGCUGAGAAUCAGUUGUUAACCUUGUCGAGGUGUCCGGCAUCGUUUUUCUGUUUUUCUCUUGCUGUUUUUGGUAUUUUCUUCUUGUCUUUUCCUUCUUGCUCUUUUAGUAUGAUGUGUCUGUGGAUCUUUUUUUGCUUAUUCUAUGUGGAGUUCAGCAAGCCUCCUAGGUGUGUAUAUUAUUGAGAUUUUUUUUUCUUGUUACUUUUGGGACAUUUUAAGCCAUUAUUUCCUUGAAUAUUUAUCUUCUCUGUUCUCCCUUUCCUCUCCUUCUUUCCAUCCUGUGUACACUGGUCCAUUUGAUGGUGCCCGCAUUUCUCUGGGGCUUCGUUUUUCUCUCUGUCCUGAUUGCAUCGUCUCUAUUGAUCUGUUCUCAAAUUUGCUAAUUCUUUAUUCUGCCAGGUCAGAUCUGUGAUUUAGCCCUCUAGUGAAUUUUUCAUUUUAGUUCUGUACUUUUCAGCUGCGGAAUUUCUGUUUGUUUCUGCUUCACGAUUCCUGUCUGGCUGUCGGCCUUCUCUCCCUGACGCAGCGUCGCCUGUGUUUAUCAUGGUCUCCGUUAGUUCUUUGGACAUGUUUAUAAUGGCUGCUUUGAAGGCUUUUUCUGUUAUUAGUAAGUCCAACAUCUAGUCACUCUAACAGGAACUUUCUGUUUCUUGCUUUUUUCAUAGUUCCCUGUUUCUUUGCAUGUGCUGUGACAUUCGUUGGAAACUGAACAUUUGAGAUGACACGUGUGGCAACUCUGGGCUUGUUUCUGUGAUUUCCUUGCUUAUUUGCUUAGUGACUGGCUGGGCUGUUUUACUGGAGUCUAUCUCCUCCCACCCGGGUUCCCAGAGUGUUGAGUAUCUGAUGUUGCUCCUCAGGGAACUCAACCUUGGCCGAGUCCAGUCACCCUGGGAUUUGGUGAGGGCUCUCUCAGACGCUUUUCUUGAUCACACCCAGAUGUUUAAUCCACCAGUCGUUCUAUUGUUUCAACAAUGCUCUGGGGCGUAAAUCACUCCACAGCCUGAAGAACCAAAUCUAGGACGCUUUGAAGGGACAGUUGCUGAGGUCAGUGUUUGAGGUUUGUUCUGACCUCGGGUGGGCUCCGUCCAGCUGUCUCUGCCCAGCUCUCCUUGGCAACCUGGGGGACCCACAGUGUAACCUGUAUCUUCAGUGCAUCUGCCAGUCUCCUCCCACUCACCUGCCACCGUAACCGCCACUGUUUUUGAGAGCACCCUUCGGCUGGAACUUCUCCACACUCUGUUGCAAUGAAAUCAGUUCAUUUGGGAGGAGACUAGGAUUUAUCUGCUUUGCAGCAAAAAUCUACAGCCAAAAUCUCUGAACCACAGCCGUGGAGCUGGGGGUGGGGGUGGCAGUGGCCUGAGGUCCUGGCCUCCCCUGGGGAGAAACCACCACCAGGACCCCAGUACUCCCAGCACAGCGGGUGGCAGGCAGAGCCUCGGUCCCACGAGGAGGCACCGUGCAGAAGGGAGCCUCCGCCGCCCUUCCCAGGCAGGGAGCCCUCUGGCCACAGCCUGGAGGUGAAGGAAGCCCGGUUCCUGGGUCCGCCCGUCUGGCGUGGAACUUCGCUUCACCGCGGCAGCUCUCAGAGCAACGUGCAGGAUGUGCUCCCUUGUGAGCAGGCGGGAAAUACAGUGUACUCCGAGCAGCCUGUGGCGAGUGAGCCGUUUCCGCUGGACGCGGGGCGCGGCUGUGUGGGCAGGGGAGGGCCUAGCACUGCCUGCUGUAGGGUCUGAAUUGUCAAGAAAUGGACUGUUUUUACUAUGUAAAGGAGUUCCAUUUUGAGCACAGAAAAGUAGAUCUGACGUUUGUGUUUAGCCUUCGGUAUUAUUGUUAUUAAAUUAAAUACGUAUCUGUUUAAUUAAAGCUCAAACAUUUGAAACGA